Molecule: messenger RNA, 1275 nt
Organism: Magnusiomyces paraingens
Lineage: Eukaryota; Fungi; Ascomycota; Dipodascomycetes; Dipodascales; Dipodascaceae
Exons: 1
Coding region: 1-1275 (424 amino acids)
Biological process (GO): cellular response to oxidative stress; protein phosphorylation
Molecular function (GO): ATP binding; calcium/calmodulin-dependent protein kinase activity
Source: RefSeq, a predicted model, not a curated record
AUGGCAUUUGGAAGCAGCUUACUGAGCCGUGUCUCACAGCCGGCGAGUUACAAACUCAAGAGCGAGUACAAAUUUGAACAAACACUUGGUGCAGGAACCUUUGGUGAAGUCAAAAAGGCUCUUCAUAUCCCCACAGGCGAGUAUGUUGCCGUUAAGAUCAUUCUCAAAAAGGGUUUACAGGGAAAUGACCAGAUGGUCCAGGAUGAACUGAAGAUGUUACAAAUGAUGAACCACCCACACAUUGUGCACUUUAAGGCAUGGUUUGAAAGCCGCGAAAAGUAUUACAUUGUUACAGAACUUGCCACAGGUGGUGAACUGUUUGACAGAAUUUGCGAGCUAGGCAAAUUUACAGAGCGUGAUGCAGUGGCCACCAUGCGCCAGAUUCUGGAGGCAAUUGAGUACCUACACUUCCGUGACGUUGUGCACCGUGACUUGAAACCUGAGAACCUGCUGUAUUUGACGCGAGACAAGAACUCGCCUCUUGUUUUAGCAGACUUUGGAAUUGCCAAGAAGCUAGAGAGCCCCAAUGAACAACUGACAUCGCGAGCCGGGUCUUUUGGGUAUGCUGCACCGGAGGUUCUUAAGUGCACUGGACACGGCAAGCCAUGCGAUAUUUGGUCGCUUGGUGUUAUUACGUAUACAAUUCUUUCUGGGUACUCGCCAUUCCGGUCGGAAACCAUUGAGGAUUUCAUUGAUGAAGUGGAUGACGCUCACUUUUUGGUAUUUCAUGAGCGUUACUGGAAGUGUAUUUCAGACCAAGCAAAGGACUUUAUUUCUAAAAUGCUUAACACAAAUCCGUCCAAGAGACCAACCAUCCAAGAACUACGUCUCCACCCUUGGAUUUCCGAUUCAGCUGUUUCCAAUGCUACCCACGAUUUGCUGCCCAACAUUCGUCCUGGGUUCAAUGCGCGCCAGAAGCUGCGCAAGGGUAUCGAGGCCAUUCGCUUGCGCAACAAGCUUGCUGCAGUUGUUGAUUCAGUAGACAGUGAUGAUGAGGAUGAUAGCGUUGAGGGUCAUGGUAGCUCGUCUUUGUCGAAAUCUAGUAGCAGGUCAUCAGAAGCUUCUGUGGCCAGUGUAUCUGCAGGUCUUGGAGGGGUGAGCUUGGGUCCAAAAAUCACGUUGUCGUCAACUGUGACUAGCACAGGGUCUGGGUCAUCCACAACGUCGAGUUCUGCUGGGUUGUCAUCAUUCCAGGCAAUUGUGAGUGCUGCGAUUCGCAGCAAGGACAUUAUUGAGGCGGAUGAUAAGGCUCGAGAGACUGAAGGGCAAAAAUGA